This is a messenger RNA of Capra hircus (goat), 826 nucleotides long. Its product is annotated as radial spoke head 14 homolog. The transcript has 4 exons. The coding region runs from base 59 to 826 and encodes 255 amino acids. NCBI's taxonomy places the organism in Eukaryota, Metazoa, Chordata, Mammalia, Artiodactyla, Bovidae. The record is from RefSeq and is a predicted model, not a curated record.
CUGUCUGCUUGGAGCUUUGCUCUGAAAGCUCCAGAGUCUCCCCGAGAGGCGCGGGACGAUGGCGGACGCCAAGAUCUCCACGUACCUUCCCCCCAACGUCAACCCCACUCAGGCUGCCAUUGCCUACGGCUGCCGCGCGCUGCCCAAGCUGAACGAGGAGCUGCAGUCGGAUGACUUGCUGACGAGGCAGAAAGCCCUCAUGGCUCUGUGUGACCUCAUGCAUGACCCCGAGCACGUCUACACAGCCAUUAGCAUCGGCUGCCUGGAGAGCCUGAAAGCCUUGCUGAAGGACACCAACGACCUGGUGCGCAUCAAGACCACCGAGGUGCUGUGCGUCAUGGCUACCCACAACGUGGGCAGAGAGGGCUUUUUGGAGCACAAUGUCAUCCAAGCCCUGUCCUUCCUGCUGAGUGACCCCCAGCCAGCCUGCCGGGAGAACCUCUACACGGCUUUCAAGCACCUGGCCCAGGUGCCUGCAGGUAAGCUCGCCAUGGGCACAGAGGCAGCCCAGGGGCCCUUCCCCCGACGGGCACCUGCUGUGCGGAUCACAGUUUACAGCACGGGUCGGCGGCAAGCGGUGGGCAGCCUGGACGGAGAGAGGGGGGAGGGACAGGGCGCGUGGCGGGCGCCCCGGGAGGACCUUCUGGGGGCCCCGAGCGCCGGCCUGCGGGGCCGUGUCCCGGGGCGUGCCCUCGCUGGGGCCCGUGCCGGGGGGCUGAGCGGGCGAGGGCCGCUGUGUCUGGUACCCCUCCCGCGGCGGCCGGCAGGGGGCGCCGCAGGACCGGCCACCGCCGCGCGGCGGCUCCGCUUCGCGGGGCCCGAGUGA